AUGGCCUCGACAAUGGCUUCUCGCAGGCUCGCAUUGAACCUGCAGCACGCUACGCGCAGCCGUACCGCCAUCAACGCCAUCAAGAAUGGCUCGCUGUCGCGCUUCCGCGGUCUCGCUACCCCCGUCAGCCACGGCUCCAAGACUGAGAGCACCACCCUCAGUAACGGCUUCACCAUCGCCACCGAGCACUCGCCCUACGCCCAGACCUCGACCGUCGGUGUAUGGAUCGAUGCCGGCAGCCGCGCCGAGACCGACAAGACCAACGGCACUGCUCACUUCCUCGAGCACCUUGCCUUCAAGGUACACACCACCAACCAUAUCAAUGCAAAGACCAUAUCUAAGAGACGUUGUAGNGGAACCCAGAAGCGCAGCCAGAGCCAGCUCGAGCUCGAGAUUGAGAACAUGGGUGGCCACCUGAACGCCUACACUUCGAACACCGUCUACUACGCCAAGUCGUUCAACUCGGACGUCCCCAACACCGUCGACAUCCUUUCCGACAUUCUCCAAAACUCCAAGCUCGAGACCCAGGCCAUCGAGCGCGAGCGCGACGUCAUUCUUCGCGAGCAGGAGGAGGUUGACAAGCAGCUCGAGGAGGUCGUCUUCGACCACUUGCACGCCACCGCCUUCAUGAACCAGCCCCUUGGUCGCACCAUCCUCGGCCCCAAGGAGAACAUCCAGUCCAUCAGCCGUGACGACCUUACCAACUACAUCAAGACCAACUACACCGCUGACCGCAUGGUCCUUGUUGGCUCUGGCGGUGUUCCCCACCAGGAGCUCGUCCAGCUCGCCGAGAAGUACUUCAGCAACAUCCCCAUGGCUCCUCCAACUUCGACCGCCCAGGCCAUCGCCAACGCCCAGAAGGAGAAGCCCGACUUUGUUGGUUCCGAGGUCCGUAUCCGUGACGACACCAUCCCCACCGCCAACAUCGCCAUUGCCGUCGAGGGUGUCAGCUGGAAGGACGACGACUACUUCACCGCCCUCGUUACUCAGGCCAUCGUCGGUAACUGGGACCGCGCCAUGGGCAACUCGCCCUACCUCGGCAGCAAGCUCAGCACCUUCAUCCACGAGCACAAGCUCGCCAACAGCUUCAUGAGCUUCUCCACCAGCUACAGCGACACUNNGGGUAAGCACUCGCGCAACUCUUUUUACGUUCGUCCGUCACUAACACGACACAGUCUCUGGGGUAUCUACCUCGUCACCGACGCCGUCACCCGUAUCGACGAUCUCGUCCACUUCACCCUCCGCGAGUGGUCGCGCCUGUCAUUCCAGGUUUCCGAGGCCGAGGUCGAGCGCGCCAAGGCCCAGCUCAAGGCUUCGAUCCUCCUCUCGCUCGACGGCACCACCGCUGUUGCCGAAGACAUUGGUCGCCAGAUCAUCACCACCGGUCGCCGUCUCGCACCCGAGGAGGUUGAGCGUGUUGUUUCUCAGAUCACCGCCAAGGACGUCAUGGACUUCGCCAAGCGCAAGCUUUGGGACCGCGACAUUGCCAUCUCCGCUGUUGGUCAGAUCGAGGGUCUGCUCGACUACUCGAGAAUCCGCAACGACAUGACCAGAAUGCUGUCGUAA
This is a messenger RNA of Aureobasidium vineae, 1566 nucleotides long. The record is from the annotation of a GenBank genome assembly. NCBI's taxonomy places the organism in Eukaryota, Fungi, Ascomycota, Dothideomycetes, Dothideales, Saccotheciaceae.